This is a messenger RNA of Scylla paramamosain (green mud crab), 2170 nucleotides long. Its product is annotated as galactoside alpha-(1,2)-fucosyltransferase 2-like. Gene Ontology annotation, cellular component: membrane. The record is from RefSeq and is a predicted model, not a curated record. The transcript is spliced from 7 exons. NCBI's taxonomy places the organism in Eukaryota, Metazoa, Arthropoda, Malacostraca, Decapoda, Portunidae. Gene Ontology annotation, molecular function: galactoside 2-alpha-L-fucosyltransferase activity. Gene Ontology annotation, biological process: carbohydrate metabolic process. The coding region runs from base 540 to 1781 and encodes 413 amino acids.
UUCUCCUCAGGCACACACACUCAUUUCACAGUGGUUGCUUCAGUCAACGCGGUGCGCUCCUAGUGAACACAUUUCCACAGUUGAUUACAUGCUACUGUUUACAGGGAGACCAAAGACCGCAUAGGCGAGGCAUAGGACGAGCUGCGGCCAGAGCCAAUGGACGCAAGGUCACGUGGGAAGCUUCACUUCUCAUGAACUAAAUUUCCAAAAAAGCAAGGUGUCUACUGCCUCCUCCUCAGAAGAAUAAAUACUCCUACAGACAGAUAACAACUUGAAGUCGUACAGCUGAGACAGAUGAAAUUGAACAGCUUGACCAGAAGACGACUCCCUUCAACCAACUCCCAGACACCUUCCCUGUUACUUGACAAAUUUCCAAAAUUGUACUGAUAAUUAAGAGGCCCUCAACACACCACUGGUAUUCAAGAAGGAAGUUCCACCCAACAACCCCUGGUAUUCAAGAAGGAAGCCCCCCAAACACAACAACAGAGGAAAGCAGCCACAAAGCAGUCCACCAGUGGUUGGCUUUCCUUCCUUGCACCAUGUUAUCACUCCUCCACAAGAAAGCACUGGUACUAAUUUUAUGUUUAUUUUUCGUAUCGUUGGUGUUUUACGUGCAUCACGAGAGCAAUUAUAGCCAGUUUAUUUAUCAACGAAACUAUGUUACCAAGAGCAAUACAGUGAUCCAUGCAGACACUGCAGAAUCAAAAUCUUUCUUGGAUGUGAAAGGAAAUCACGCAGCAAGUGAUAAUGAAAGUUCCUGUCAAAUAAAUCAGUCCAGGUCGGCUUCUCUGCCAGCACAGCAAUUCAAGCCAAGGAUAAUCAAGGCAGGAUGUACCCCUUACCUAAAGGACCUGUAUGCUGUGCCUGUCCCUGAACACGACUGUGACCAGCCUCACGUCGUUAUGAAUGACGGAGGUCGCCUAGGAAACAAGCUGUGUCAGUAUGCCAGCCUCUACUUCCUGCGUCACCUGUACGGAGUCAGGGUGUCCAUAACAAAAAAAAUGAACGCCACUCUCAGCAAAAUAAUAAAAAACAUAGUCCUGCCAGUGCACGACUCCAACUGCUUUACUAGAAAAACAAAACGUAUUUCAUAUGAAGACUUAUGCAAGAAGCUUUACACUACUGCCUCACAAGUCAGAGCCAAUACAAGCAAGACUGUGAUAACAGAGCCGCUACUCCAUACGUCUUUCUACGUGUACACCAACCCCGCCCCUCGAGAUCUGCUGUCAGCACACCGAGCUCUGGUGCAGUCCCUCUUCAAAUUCCGGGACGAGGUGGUGAAGGCAGCCAUAAAGAAUAUAGAUGCAGCUCUAAAGCCAUUCAAUGCAACGUAUUAUGAAAGGGACUUCUCCAUUAUCACUGUGCAUGUUAGACGGACGGACUAUACUUGGUUCAUCAAGCACAAGUACAACUUGUCCCAGCUUGAUGAACUGUAUUUCACGAGAGCCUUUCAGUUCUACAAGGAAAGGUUGAAGCAGCCGGUGUUCCUGGUCCUAAGUGACGAUCCCAAGUGGUGCAAGCAGAAGCUGAAAGCCGAGGAUGUACGAGUCAUUGCCAGUAACUCCCCUGCCGUAGACAUGGUGGCAGCGAGCCUCGGUGACCACCACGUCACGAGCUAUGGCACCUUCAGCUUCAUCGGCGCCUUGCUGGGUCAAGGGCACAUUACCCACCCUAUCAACAACAACACCAGAUACAGCACCAAUUGCGUGGACUCGUCAUUUUGGCACAACAUUUCCAGGGACAAGUCUUUCAAAGUGGACAACUCCAAUGUGGUGCUUUGAUAUGGUGACCAUCCACCAUGUACCAACCCUUCAACAAUGAUGACAUGCGAAAUACACCUGAGUGUCAAGGUUUAACCCAAAGGAGAAAGAACUUUGCAGUUUGAAGUAAAAAAAAAUGCAACUCUUCUGUGGAGGAACACAAGUGAUAAAGCGCACAAAACAAAAUGUUAACUUAAAAUUAAUUUAUUUCUUUAAGAAUUGCUUCAAAUCUAAUUUUCUAUAAGAAACGUCAAUUUUUAUCAUAACUAAAAUACGCUGAGAAUAAUUCAUAAACCCAACACACUUCAUAUCAGAACUACAUGAUUUGUGAUUACAUUUUAAAAUGAACUGUUUUUUUAAGCUUUAAUUGAGAUGAAAAUUAUAAAUAUCUUGAUCCUAAGCAAGAAAAA